Messenger RNA from Drosophila teissieri, 1504 nucleotides. RefSeq names its product calcineurin B homologous protein 1. NCBI's taxonomy places the organism in Eukaryota, Metazoa, Arthropoda, Insecta, Diptera, Drosophilidae. The record is from RefSeq and is a predicted model, not a curated record. The transcript has 5 exons. The coding region runs from base 63 to 683 and encodes 206 amino acids. Gene Ontology annotation, molecular function: calcium ion binding.
CAGUGGAAAUUUUCAAGUACUGUAAUUUUAAGAAAUCUGUUUUAAUUGGAAGCCCCUGCAGAAUGGGAUGUCUGUGCCUGAGGAAGGCCGCUUCCUAUCCCUCAGUUCCACAGGACAUCAUGAACACCCUCAAGAAGAAUACAGCACUGAGUCGCAGUCAGAUCAAGUAUCUGUAUAUUCGAUUCAACCAGUUUUCAGGAGGAGAAGAACCUCCAAGUCACCUGCACAAGUACAACUUCUAUUCUGGCCUGCUUCAACUGAACCCCUUACUUCCCACCAUUCUGAACUCCAUGUUCGGGGAUAAAGUGAAAAUCACCUUUUUGGAUUUCGCUCUGUUUCUGAGCACCUUUCAGGCCCAUUCGCUUAAGACCUCCAAUGAGCUGAAAAAUGCCAUGAUGGACAAGAAAUUAAAGUUAAUUUUUAACAUGUACGAUCACAACAAGGACGGUCGUAUCACAAGGUAUGACUUAGUCAUAGUUGUGCACAAGUUGUUUUCAAAUCUUUUGGAUCACGUACAAAUCAUGCGCAUUGUGGAUUCCAUGAUGAAGGAAAUGGAUAACUCGAACUCGAAUCAAAUACUAUUCCCAGACUUCUGCAAAGCGUUGGAGUGCUUCGACAUGACCGAAAUGAUGGUCACCAGGAUACCCGAGUUCCAUGGACGAACUACCGAUGAUUUGCAAUAAUUAAUAGUCCAAUUUGAUUUAUUUAUCCAGCUGCACCCAAAUUUACAAGAUCUACCCGCUAAGAGCCGUUAGAAGUGGUGUUAAAAGUUUUAGAACAUUAUAUAGGGCGGGGUUCAACAUUUUUAACAGACUAAAGUCUCCUGAUGAAACUCUUGAUAGUGCGCUCGAUAAGCCGGACAGAAGAGAGUUAUUUAAACAUGUGGAUCCCGUCGUUCCAGUCGAAGAAUCAAAGAGUCCGGCUGCUUUAGAUGUUUGAAUUAUAUGUAGAAUGAAGAUCUGAAAUAAACGAAUAUUAUUAAACCAUAACAAAUAUAAUUAAACCUAUAUCGAACAAAACUCACGAUCAAUAUAUUUCUGUGCAACUAUCAAACUGAACUAUACGCCCUGUGUAUAUAUAGACCAAUUCCUCAAAUAUGACCGAUCAAGAUGGCCGUGCACAGAUACUGCAUAUCGGGGCAAUAUAGUUCGUGAGUUAGGUUUGAUUUGGCUGAGGUCGUUAGUCAACACAAUCACAUCAAUGGCCAGCCCCCGAAUGCGAAAUUUUAUGACUCUAUUAGGGCGAAAUUCGCAUGGCGACGUGGAAAUAAGGUAAGGAAAUAAGCUGAUUGUCCAUAUAUGCGGCUAUGCCUCUAUAUAGUCAUACUCCCAUUGAGCGGAUCUUUCGGGCGCGUUGAAGGAAUUUUGCGGGACUGCCUGUUGUAUUUUCGCUUAGCAACAUAAAUAACAUUUUAUUGGCAAUUUGGUUGCGAAAUUAAUGUGCAUACAGUUGGCAACUUUGGUAAUUUAUGCAAAUAAAACGAUCGUAAAUUUGGCAUUAAAAC